UGAUACUCAUGAUUGUUAUCUCAUCGGUGGCAACUGCAGUUCAUAUCGGGCGUGGACCUUACAGCCAACUUGUCGCGAAAGGUCGAUUAAAAAAUAAAUUCCACAUUGUAGGAUGCAUGCAAGGCUCUGGGAUUCCACAUUUGAUUUCAUUGAUUUAGUUUUGCGUUGCGUACAAUGAUCCAUAUAAGCUUUCAAAUUCAAUUAUUCUAGAAUUGUAAGUAGUUCAUCUCUAACUUUAUUACAAGGAAGAUCAAGUAGAUGUCGUUCUCGCAUUUUGGUCAACAGAAAAUCGCGUCCACAGAUGUGGAGUUGCUUUUUGAGUUUGGCGGCACGCUCGUCGUUCCUCUGCGUCUCCUCGACAAAUUUCCCAUUGUUAGGCAAUUAGCGCGCGAUGAGUUGAAGGCUGCAAGCAAUUCCGCAGCACGGGUAGUGAAUCGGGCUCGAAGGAUGCUUGUGGAGACGAAUGGUCAGGAGGCUGAGUGUACACCUGCUGAUUCCGCUGCGAUUGAAGCAAAAUCGGCGUCGGCCUCUGGCUCGACUGGUAGAGGUGUCAUGAACCCGGCCCACCAGUCCAGGAGGGACAACUACACUUCGACCACCGCAACGGUGGAUUGA
Messenger RNA from Amoebophrya sp. A25, 615 nucleotides. Lineage: Eukaryota; Dinophyceae; Syndiniales; Amoebophryaceae. The record is from the annotation of a GenBank genome assembly.